Molecule: messenger RNA, 6617 nt
Organism: Ochlerotatus camptorhynchus
Lineage: Eukaryota; Metazoa; Arthropoda; Insecta; Diptera; Culicidae
Gene: Mef2
Product: myocyte enhancer factor 2
Exons: 9
Coding region: 1984-3579 (531 amino acids)
Biological process (GO): positive regulation of transcription by RNA polymerase II
Molecular function (GO): RNA polymerase II cis-regulatory region sequence-specific DNA binding; protein dimerization activity; DNA-binding transcription factor activity, RNA polymerase II-specific
Source: RefSeq, a predicted model, not a curated record
GCCCAUUCGUCGUUCGCGUCCGAUAAUGUAAGGUCAGACAGCCGUCGAGUGCGAGCGGAUAUCGACACACUACACUCACAGUCACACGAGAUCCACGAUCCAUCGGAGAAGGACUGACUGACUGACUGACCGUGGCUGAGGAAAAUCCAUCCAUCAGAGGAAAACCUGUGCUGCUCUCUUCUUGUCGUUCCGUCGCCGAGCCCCAAGUUGGAUGAAGAUGAUGGGUUUUAUUUUCGUUCCUCGAUAUUCCAAUAAUAUCGCGACGCGUGGAGAAUAAAUAGCGUGAAACUUUAAAAAUAAAGUGGAAGUACGAUAAUAAUAACAGAGCCAACAACAAGCGCCAGUGUGAUAUUAAUAGUGCGAAUGUUUUGAAACGCAAGAAAUACCUGAAAGGAGGAAAACCGUGGGAAGUUUGUGUUUUUCCGAGUUUUCUUUUUUCUGUGAGUGCAUUGCCAUAAUUCGACGAACAACUGACUGUGUUUUGACGCUCGCACGCUGCAGUUGAAGGAGAAAACGUGAUUUUCCUCAACGGCCGGAUCCAUCCAUCCAUCUACCCAUCCAGUCUCUGCGGGGGAAGAAAAAGGAAGUGGUUUUCCUUGAACGGAAAUUGCUGAGUAAAAAAAAUUAGGAAAAGAAAAGGUGAACCAUCGCAGAAGGAAAGACGGUGGAAAACGGCGAAAACCGAGAGUGAGAGUGACGUUUUAGUGCGGCGUGAAAGGAAGAAGUCGAAAAAGGGAAAAGCGUGAUAAGUGAAGUGAGUGCGAGUGCGUCCGUGUGUGCGUGAUUUGAGCCGGAGGUCGAGGUGGAAAAAUCGAAUCUCACCGAAAUUUGAUUUUCAUGAAUAAUAUAAAAAGGUGUCGAUAUUGAAUUAUCCCGUAAACCUUACCGACAGACCGAGUUUCUCGGUAAAGGAAGCGCUGAGCUCCAUUCAUACAAGAGCGCGAAGUGACUACCUGGCUGGUCUGGUGGGAGGUUCGAAUUGAGUGGGUGGUGGAAAAAAUACCCACGCUUUCUGGUUACCCUGACUGGUUUGUUGGUUUGUGCGCGUGAUAGUGUGAGUGUGCUACUGGGGAAAGCCUCCUUGUAGGAUCUACAACGCCAACAGGAAGCUUCUUCCCGAGGAGGUACUCUAAUAUCGUGCUUCCGGUAAAGUGCGGGAAAAAUAAGGAAGGAAGGCACUUUCUGGCGUGGCGAAGAUUCAUCCCUAGGGCCUCUCCAUCCGGGAAAGACGCCGAGUUGAGAGUGGAUUACCCCGCAGCUUAAUUGCAUAACACAGCUUCGUCGUCGUCGUCGGAGCCGUCAGCUGCCAUCCAUCCAACAACAACGCGGUGGAGAAGGAGACGUAGCAAGAUCGUGGGUCGUGUCCCCCUUUGCUGAGGUGCAGGAUCGGCGGAACAACCUACGACAAAAAAAAAGGACACCGGCAGUCGUUUCGUUAUUUUCAGCCACCGGAAAAAGCAACUGUGUUAUGAAACUUGUGUUUAAGGUGGAAACACUUCCUGCUGCUGGAGUGUAGAAGAAGAAGAAGAGGAAGAAAAAGCGGAAGAAGAGGAGAGUGCGCGCACCUGGAAGUCAGGAAGAAGGAAGCAAGAAAUCACGGGCAAAAGAGUGCUCCGGCUAGUACCGGCAGUAGUCCAAGCGUGUGAGUGUGUUUGUGGUUGUGUGUUUGUGUGUGCUGUGAGGAAAGCAACGGAGUGCUAUUUUCUACUGGCAGGCAGUGCGACAUAUUUUUAUUACGAUUCUGGUAUUGUUUUUUUCUCGGGGAUUCCGUGAAUGCUAGUGUCGGCGGUUACGUGUUUUGUGCUGGAGCUUUGCCGUUGUUGAUCUAGUGGGAUUGUUGGGAGUGGUGCUGCCACUGUCACCACCGCUGCCAUCGCCGGCCUCAGUUGGGCAAUCAAUCCUGGUAAAGCUGGAGGACGUAAAUUAAGAGUUUGUUUCAACGGCUGACGGCGGAGCAGGUUCACCGCAAAGCAGGAGGACAGGAUGGGUCGGAAAAAGAUACAGAUCUCACGGAUAACGGACGAACGGAACCGACAGGUGACGUUCAACAAGCGCAAAUUCGGCGUCAUGAAGAAGGCGUACGAACUGUCGGUGCUGUGCGAUUGCGAAAUAGCCUUAAUCAUCUUCAGCAGCACCAACAAGCUGUACCAGUAUGCCAGCACCGACAUGGACAAGGUCCUGCUGAAGUACACCGAGUAUAACGAGCCGCAUGAGUCGCUGACGAACAAGAACAUUAUCGAGUUGCAGGUAAACGCACAGAAGGAGAACAAAAAUGGCACCAUGUCGCCGGACUCGCCGGAACCGGAAGACAGCUAUACGCUCACGCCGCGCACCGAAGCCAAGUACAACAAGAUCGACGAGGACUUUCAGAUCAUGAUGCAACGGAACCAGCAGCUGUCGGCGAGCGGGCGGGUGAACAUGGCCGGCAAUAGCUACUCGCUGCCAGUGUCGGUGCCGGUGAUUGGGACGUACAACGAUUCCAGCAUGAUGCAGAGCAGUCCCCAGAUGGCACACAAUAGUAUUAGUCCGCGGCCUUCCAGCUCAGAAACGGAUUCAGUGUAUCCCUCCGGCGGAAUUCUGGAGAUGUCCAACGGAUACCCGCAUUCGGCGUCACCCCUCGGCGGAUCUCCCAGCCCCGGACCGAGUCCAGGUAUUGGCACGCACCAGCAUAACCACAAUAACAAUAACCAUAACAAAACUUCUUUCCCUUUCAUUUUCCCAACUCUAGUGCAACAUCAAGCGAUCAAACAAGGUUCCCCGGGAAGUGCGAACGCGAGGUCAUCCAACCUCCGGGUGGUGAUACCGACGCCCAUGAACCCAACCAUCAACACCGACGAUCUUUCGUACGAGCAACACUCACGGCAGCAGGCGUCCAAUCUGAACACCCCGGUCGUAGCUCUACAGACGCCCAUUCCGGGUCUAUCGAACUACACGACCACGCUCGGUUCGUUCGGGGCGCAGGACUUCUCGAUCAAUUCCGACCUGAGCAUGAUUGCAUCGUGGGGUGCGGCAGCCAGCAAUGCCCACGCGGCGCAGAAUGCCAUGAACUCACUCGGACAGCACUCGAGAAUAUUUUUCAGCAGCGGUCUGCCUCACCUGACCGUACCGAAUAGUACACCCCCGCCGUCGACUUCGCCGCUGUCGGUGAAGAUCAAGGCCGAACCGAUUUCGCCACCGCGGGAACACCAAACGUCGUCCCACCACCACCAUCACAGUAAUCUCAGUGGCGGAGGUGGCCCCGGGGGAAAUAACGGCGGAGGAAAUGGCGGCCAGAACAACAACAAUCAGCUCACGGUGACGUCGAUGGCAGCCUCGGUGGGUCACAGUAAUUCGUCCGUGACGCUCGGUAGCAGUUUGAACCAUUCACAUCUGAUACAUUCGAGGCCUUCGUCGACGGGGCACCUGACGCCGACGCCAGGUUCCCCUCUGUUUGCAGGUUCGGUUACACCCACCAACGCACCCUCGCCGGUGGACAUCAGACACAUAAACGUCGGUGGCCAUCUGCCCGAUUACGACUCGCCGGUGGGCUCCAACAAUGCACAUAAAAGACCCAGAAUAUCCGAAGGUUGGGCCACAUAGCCUUUAAAGGAUGGCGGCGGUGGCGGUCAGGGGGUUUCCAACGGUAGUCACCAUCAUCAUCAUCAGCAGCAGCAGCAGCAGCAGCAGCAGCAGCAGCAACAAUGCUCCUAUCUGGACGAUAAUUCGAACCAGAUUCAGAUGGGUAAUGGUAGUGACAGUGAAUAUAGCCGAAAGUUGCAACAACAUCAUCAACAACAGCAACAACAGCAGCAACAGCAGCAACAACAACAACAACAGCAACAGCAGCGAGCAUCCUCGUCGCAGCACCUCCAUCCGUUCUACCACAGUGCGGUCGUGAAUAGUAAUAGCAACAGUAAUCAUAGUAGCGCCGGUGGUUAUCCGAGUCAGUCCACGUCACCGUACAAUAACAACAAUAGUAACCACAGCAACAACAGUGGUCACCAUCAUUCUCCGUCGCCAGUCGGGAUGGGCCAUAUGCAACAACCACAGCAACAGCAGCAACACUACUGAAAGCACGGUAGUUGUAGUAGGGUGGGUGAGGUUCGAUUGUGAUUUUUCGUAGUCACCAUCAUUCAGAUUCAGAAGAGAUUUCUUUUCGACUUUUAAGUUUAAGUGAGAGCAUUGUUUGAGUGUGUAGGUGUGAGCGAAGUGGGUUGGUGGGAGGAAUGUGCGUGGAUCGAUUGUAAGAAAAGUGCUGCAGCAGCGCUGCGCAAUUGCAGCGCGUGACAUCUUAACUUAUUGCAUAAUGUUUCUUUGCGUUAGAUAUUACUACACCUGUACAUAUAGAAGGACCCGGGACGGGGAAAUACGUUUUCUUUUCAGAGUUAGUCUCUAGUAUAAUUGUGUAGCGUUUUAGUUUUAUUUUCUUUUUGGAUAAGUGCAAUACUAUUGAUUUAAAUGAGAAAAAAAAAGUACACAGAACCAUUAAACCAGAAAGAACCAGUUUUCCAAGUGAAACGUACAGUUCGAUCAGUCAAUUUUUGAGAUAGUAGGGAACAAAAGGGAAGUAGUAGAUUAACGACGACCGUCGUGGGGGGGAGGUUAAUGCAAAAAUCAGAUAUAAUUGUAGGAAAAUUUGUAUUGCAAAUCGUGCAGAGUAGGAACAGGAGAAAUCAAGAGGACGUACUGAGUAAAGAUAAGGGAAGCUUGUUUCCCUUUUUCUGGAUGUGAAUGUCGGUGUUUCACAAACAAUAUGUGUCGCUGUGUUCUUUUUAGGUUAAACAAAACAAAACUCAAAAAAACCCAAAACGGCGGUGUGAAAAAAACGGUGUGAUUUGAUGAUUGCACUUGUGUAUUACUUAUCUGUUUACAUGUGAGAUAUGUUUGGUGUAUCAGAAUAUAAACAAAACAAAAAUCAAGUGAGUGUGUGUGGAUGUUGUCCGGGGAAAUUUGCGCGCGGGGAAGAAUGUGCAGACUGGGAAAUCCUGCAGCAGCCAGACUCGAAAGCAGUUGAAGGUUCAAAACCUGUCACCUGUCAUACCUAGAUGACACUUGCACGUGUUAUUCGUUCAAACCUUUCAUGAAUAUCACCGAUUCUAGUACGUCAUCCGAUCGAAGGGUGCCAAGAGAUAGUCAUUAUUUACUAAAAAAAAACACAGACAACCAAACACACACACACACAUACACAUACUACUACUGCAGUGAAAGCCUUUCAAAGAGCGACACAAUCAUUUUCCCACUGGGAUAAAAACAUAAACAAGAGAAAAAGGAGGAUUUCGCGCAGAAAUCAAAGCAAGCCGUUUUGGCAUCUCGCAGUAGGCGCGUGCGCGGAGUGUACUAGAUUGUGCAAACACAAUCUGGCGCAGGGGGGUGCGUGGUGAGCUAGAGACAGAGAUAGGAUCACGAUGAUACUCAUAAGCUUAGAAAACGGAAUCGGCGGAGACGGACGCAACGCGCCCGGUAUAAACACGCAACCACAUAUCAAAUCGGAAGCUGGAGAUUUCCGUUCCCGGCGCGCGCGUUGUCUUGUGUUAACACAAUAGCACGCAGGUUCAAAUUUCGAUUGGAUUGAUGAACACCCACGUGUUAGGGCGGUGCAAGAGUGUGCGCGUCGUAGCGUGCUGAUUAGAGAGAAAUACAAAACUACCCGAGUUUUAAUCAAUAGGAAAUAGGUUCAAACAAAGCAGAGGAAGAGCCCUAGAUGAGAUGAAGAAAAAAAACUAAGUAAAACAUAGUUUGUGUGCCAUUAAUAGGAUUACGUAAAACAGAGAAAUGAAUCAUGUAUAUUUUUUAGGGGGGGGAAAGAGAGAGCAGAAAGAAAGGAUGGAAGCUUUCAUUUUAAGGGAUUUUUCUUCGUUUUCUUCCGUUUGCACACACACACACACACACCUCUGGAUGAUCUAGUACGUCAAGUCAGCUACUAUCGUAAAAUUAUUCUAUAAUUGUUUCUUAAUCUAGUACGUUGCCAUAAGACGUUUAGAAUCCCCUCUUUUAUGACGACGUCGACGGUUCAGCUUAGUAGGCGUUGCAUACACAAACACGCAUGUAUUGGUUUUUGUUUUUCGUCCUUUGUUUCGUUUCUAGUUCUAGUACUGCGUAGCAAAAAAAAAAUAUUACUAAAACAAUCUUAGUAGCGUGGUAGCUGAACCAGCCAAGGAAAAAAAAAAGAUAUUUAUUUCAAAACAAUGAUCUUGAGUUUGUUUGAGCUUUACGCUAUUCCGGUAAAAAGCGGUUUGCUGAAAUUAGAUGAGAAAAGUUUAAUAUAUGAAACGCUGAAAUAUUGUAAAUUAUAGAAGCAAACGAGAGCGAAACUGCAAGCUUUCUGGAGCUGAGAGAUAAGCGAUAGAGAAAGAGAGACAGAGAGAGAUAUAUAGAGAGAGAGAGCGCGAGAGUAACCAGAACUUCACAGGCCAAAUAUUAGCGAGUGCUGGAAAACAAAAUAAGAAAAAAAUGAAAGAGCGAAAUUAUAUCAGCAGUGCUGCAGCAACAGAGAACAGAAAGAUAUCACAUACAUUAGCAUGGUAUCGGUUUUUCUCUUUCUGUUUUUAGCGGAUUAGUUGACUUCUAGUUUAAAUUUCCUUUUUUCCAGUCAUAGGUUUAUAAACUCUUAAUUUGAAAUAAAAGAAAAAUAAUUUUUA